This is a messenger RNA of Nerophis lumbriciformis (worm pipefish), 3455 nucleotides long. It is a transcript of the gene prr14, whose product is annotated as proline rich 14. The record is from RefSeq and is a predicted model, not a curated record. NCBI's taxonomy places the organism in Eukaryota, Metazoa, Chordata, Actinopteri, Syngnathiformes, Syngnathidae.
CCCCGCGUCUCGUUGGAUUUGUAAAACUCGGAUACCAUCUGUGGUCGCUGUUGGGCGCCGUCCGGUUCGUCUUGUUUACGUGGAGGACGGACCAUUAUCCCAUGGUCCAGCUUCACAUUUCUGAGCAGGAGACAAGGCGCGGGAGAGAGCCAUGUUGACUUACCCUUCUGACUCACUCCCCCACAUGCUUUUUCCAAUGGAUGAGGAUGCCAUGCCCCCAAACCCUUACUCUAGUUCACCCCCACACAGUCAACCUCCACUGCCGCUCCUCACCCUUCCCUCCAUCACUCCCAGAGUAAAUGUUGGGACAUCCAGCCACAGGAGGAGCGGCCGCAUUCAAAGGAUCUGUUGUCAGACUCCCCACGCUGAAGUCACGCCGUCCACGCAGAAACCGUCCUCUUUCAAGAGACAGGGAGACAGUAGGAACAUGGUGCAAGUGUCGAAGCAGCCCAGGGUCGACAGCACAUGUCCACAUGAGAAGCAGGAUGGAAGUGAUGUUAGUGCUGCGGCAGAGUGCCAAAACACGGAGAAGCAGCAAAGCAUCCCUGCAGAGAACCAAACUGUGUUCCACAAAGAACGUCUGGCAGAGAGGCUGGAAGCCACACCCGCCGCUCCUGCCUCCUCCGUGUCCGUCCUGGAUCCGCACAACGCGACCGUUUCAGCUCCUGCGGGAUGGGUCAACCCUUUUUUCCAGUCCUUCAAGUCCAAGAUGGCCACCUUCACCGAAAUAGUCAUGAGUCCUGUUAAACUCCUCAAAGACAAAAGCAUUCCUCUUCUGCACGCGCUGAUCGAGCAGGAUGACAGAGAAGCUCCCGAGCGGAGUUUGUCCACUAAGGUCCAUCAACCUGACCCAAAAAGUGACUCCCAGUGUUCUAGGAGAUUGUUUAACGUGGACUCAUCAGCUUCACCAGAGCACACGACUCAAGUGCCUUCACCCUGCAACACGCCAACGAACCAUCUGCCAACACAGGAGACCUUUGUAAAGAUGGCCGACGUCAUAGAGGAAGAGGAGAUACUCGAAGAAACUGGGCUGCUAAAAGCCCGGCUGAGGAAGCAAACCGGAAGUAAAGUAGGUAAAGAUAACAUUGAAAUAUCUCCACCCUCAUCUCCUUGUGAGUCCGUGCAUCAUGACCUUGCGAAGAUCCCAAAAAAUAAAAGCCUGCUCCGGGUGGAACUUAAGAAGAACGCCACAACCAACUCUGGUCUUGUGCAGUCCAAGAGACGGCUAAAACCCAAGUGUAACUUCAAAGUCCUGGUCCAGAUCAAAAAAAUGAAGGUGACUUCAAGCCCGGCAGAGUCCAAAAAUCAAGUCGAGCUCGUUGGACAGGCACCGCUCACACAGGAAGUUGUGUUUGCAGAAGCAGCUUUACGCGGUCAGGAAAUGCUCAAGCCUGCCGCCAGGACACGGAAUGUUGCAGCGAGAGUGAAGCGGAAAGUAAAAGGUGGGCCAGAACUGAAUGGAGCAUCAGGCCCGCCGGCCCAAAGUGCCUCAGGAGCCACCUCAGUGGACUCUCUGCUUCCAGUCGGCAACGAGAGCAAGCAGAAAGGCGGCGGCAACAGGAAGAUGAAGCCCGGCCCCGGGUGCAGAACGCACAAGACGAGAGGCGACCUCGGUGAACCCGACGUCGGUGCUGACCCGGUAGUCACGCCCGCUCAACAGGUUCUGCUGCAGGGAGUGAGCGAAGGCAAGAAUGUAAACACCAAUGCACGCAAACGCAAAUCGCUCAUCUCGUCGCAGCCCGACGCGCUCGCAUGUUUAUCUUCUGAGCACGUGCGAAACACGGCCCGGAGCCUGGCCGUCAAGAGAGCCAAGAAGUGUUCUGAAUGUUCCGUCUCAGACGGGAUUCAACAGCUCAGCCACGUCCAAAGCAAAAGGACUAAAUCUAAAAUGUCCACCGAACCACUUUAUUUUGAAAUGACGCCGUUUGGAGGGAACGGACAGUCGGAUCUUCCGUCCCUCAGAACCCACUCAGAAUGUAGCGAGAUGUUCGACAUUGAUGUUGCUUCCUGUGACGCUCAGGAGAUAGAUGAUCCAAACUCCAGCGCCUCCAGGUUACGGACCAGCGCAAGGAGGGCUAACAGGAAGCAGCCCCGAGCGGAUCACCACUGGCGGCGUUCCAAACCGGGUCGCGCCGACAGGACCAACUCGGCCACUACGGAGGACCUGCCGACGUAUGUGAGCCCCCAAGAAAGCCGGAACCACCUACUGCGCAGCUUCUCCUGCCCGGAGAUCCCCUCGCUCUAUGCCGCGACCCGCUCCCCACUUCCUGGGUCGCACCAGCAGCUGCCGGCGCACGCCUCCGUCCUCGCUCAUGUUCUCCAAGGCUCACGUCGGGCCCGACGCCACACGGUGGGCAGCAUGGAGGUAGAGAGGGAGCUCGCCCCCCUGUGCCUGCGGAAGGAGGUGUACCCAUCCAGGCGCUCCUUCCCAUACGACGGCCUGACGUCACACAGCCUGUCCCCCAGCUCCUCCCUCACACUGCUGGCUUCCUGUUUCCUCUCCAGCCCCCUUGCCUUUCUCUCGGGGAGGGGCGAGGCCGCCAUAUUAAGCCACACGCCCUCUUCUUCUUCUUCGCCGUUCCUCAUGAGUCGCACCUGUGACGCCCUAGACGCCAGCACCAGCAGGGGGAAUGUGCUGCAGUCUGACGGGAGACAUCAGAGCGAGGAAGAGGAGGACGCCAGCUCUUCCAGUCAGGAGUUUGACGAAGCAGCGCUGAGAGAAGAAAAGUUUCUGUCCGACUCUGAACUCAAGGUGGGGCAAAAGCACGAGGAGCGGGGAAAGGUGUCGUGCAUUCGAAUUCGCAAGGCGCUGCCCAAACCUCAGAACAACCUGACACCCAUGGGCCUCCCGAAACCUGUCAGGAUUAAGAAGAAGCAGUUUAGUUUGGAGGAAAUUUACACCAACAAGAACUUCUGCAAACCUCCUGAAAGCCGGCUGGAGACAAUCUUCGAGGUUCCGCUCAGUCGCCGCAACGGCUCUGAGUCCUGCUUCGGCCAGCGGCGCUUCAAGCGCUUCUUGGAGUUCCUGGAAGUGGGCGAGGCCAGGAAGCCAAAGAAGCUGCCGGUGGGCGUGGGUAAGUUGUCACGCACCAGACGAGGGGGCUUCGCCAAAGACGACGACGCCGUCGCCGCCGCCCUCCAGGCGCCGGACCCCGACACGCUUCUCUGCGCCAAGCUGGACCAGCUCAACUUGUGGCUGAUCCACGACCAGGUGGACUGUUGACCUGUUUGACCGCCAUCUCCCCCCCCCCCCCAAUGUUCCCUGAACGCAUCGCCGCACUGGAAGCCUUCUGGAGUGUUGUUGUUUUUUUUUUACUCCUGAGCUCUUCCUGUCAGUGUGGUCGUCAUGGUUACCUCUGUAGUAUACUGGCAGCUCUUAUUUAUUACGCUAGUUGCGACGCGCCACUGUUGUCGUGCGCGUGUUGUGCUGUUGCCAAGCGACCAGGGUGCGAACA